This is a messenger RNA of Microdochium trichocladiopsis, 1176 nucleotides long. RefSeq names its product norsolorinic acid reductase. The coding region runs from base 1 to 1176 and encodes 391 amino acids. The record is from RefSeq and is a predicted model, not a curated record. The transcript is spliced from 2 exons. NCBI's taxonomy places the organism in Eukaryota, Fungi, Ascomycota, Sordariomycetes, Xylariales, Microdochiaceae.
AUGGCGAAGCAGACCCUCGCAGAUAUCCUCCCCGCCGCGCCGGAGCCGGUCGGCCCCCUCGCCAAUUACCGCAUGCUUUCGCCCACUGCCUCGGUCCGCGUGAGCCCGUUGUGCCUCGGGGCGAUGAACCUGGGCGACGCUUGGAAGGGUUACAUGGGCGAGUGCGACAAGAAGACGGCGUUUGAGCUGCUCGACUACUUUGUGUCCCAGGGCGGCAACUUUAUCGACACGGCCAACAACUACCAGGACGAGCAGUCGGAGCAGUGGAUCGGCGAGUGGAUGGCCGAGCGCGGCAACCGUGACCAGAUUGUGCUCGCGACGAAAUAUACGACGAAUUACCGCGCAGGAACGCACAGAAAAGGCGAAAUACUCAUUAAUUACCAGGGGAACGGCAGCAAGAGUCUGCACGUGAGCGUCCGGGACAGCCUGAAGAAGCUCAAGACGGAUUACAUUGAUCUGCUGUGGGUUCACUGGUGGGACUAUUCUUGCGACGUAUCGGAGCUGAUGAUCGCACUUAAUCAUCUAAUUGCCUCUGGAAAGGUUUUAUACCUUGGUAUCUCGGACGCCCCGGCGUGGGUGGUCAGUAAAGGCAACGAAUUUUCUCGAGCCCAUGGAUUGAAACCCUUUUCAGUCUAUCAAGGGCGUUACAGUGCCGCGAGUAGAGACCUAGAGCGGGAGGUAAUUCCGAUGGCAAGGGUCGAGGGCAUGGGCAUCUGCCCCUGGGGCGCUCUGGGCGGCGGCAAGUUCAAGUCCGAGGAGCAGUGGAAGGCGGCGGAGAAGGACGGCGGGCGCGGGGUCCAGGCCUCCGAGGCCGAGAAGAAGGUCAGCAAGGUCCUCGAGGACAUUGCCAAGCGCAAGGGCACGCUCAUCACCAGUGUCGCCCAGGCGUACGUCAUGCACAAGACGCCGUAUGUCGUGCCCAUCGUGGGCGGGCGGAAAGUGGAGCACCUCAAGGGCAACAUUGAGGCGCUCAACCUCACGCUGUCCAGGGAGGAGAUUGACGAGAUCGAGGCGGCUGUUCCGUUUGAUAUCGGGUUCCCCGGGUCCAUGCUCUGGGCUGGGGGGAAGUUGCCCGAACACAUGGGAGAAGUUCGCCUCCUCGCCAUGGGUGGUCGUACCUUGUACGAGCCGACAUAUGUGCCAAUUCCAGCGGCCAGGUUCGCGAGCAAGCAGUAA